AUGACCGAAGCGGAUGUGCAGACGCGCUGGGCUGAUGCGCUGGGCGCCUGUCCCUUGGUCGCCAUCCUGCGGGGAGUGGAGCCGGCGGAGGCAGUGGCGGUGGGCAGGGCUUUGCUGGAGGCUGGAGUGACCAUCCUUGAAGUCCCGCUCAACUCCCCAGAGGCCCUGAAGAGCAUCCGUUCCCUGGUGCAGCACCUGCCGGCUUCGACGGUGGUGGGAGCAGGCACCGUCCUGCACCCAAAAGAGGUUGAAGACGUGAAGGCGGCUGGUGGCAUCCUCAUAGUUAGCCCCAAUAUGGACGAGGCUGUCAUUAAGAAGACCAAGGAGCUGGGCCUGGUGAGCGCGCCGGGGGUUUGCACGCCCACAGAGGCCUUCAGCGCCUUGAAAUGUGGCGCGGACGCCCUCAAGGCCUUCCCUGGGGAGAUGCUGCCGCCGAAGAUCAUCAAAGCCUGGCGAGCGGUGCUGCCGAAGAGCGCUUGCGUCCUGGCAGUGGGAGGUGUGAAUGUCGACAACAUGAAAGCCUACCUGGAGGCUGGAGCCAACGGCUUCGGCGUGGGCACAGCCCUCUUUAGCCCUGGAGACUCGGCAGAGGUGUGCCGCCAGAAGGCGGACACCAUGCUGAGCGCUUUCCAAGAUCUCAGCGCCGGCUCGUCUACGAAGCGACAGAAGACCUAA
Effrenium voratum is the source of this 675-nucleotide messenger RNA. The record is from the annotation of a GenBank genome assembly. Lineage: Eukaryota; Dinophyceae; Suessiales; Symbiodiniaceae.